CGUUUAGGCUUGAGUACUGUGUGAGAGAUAAACACAUUUGAUUUGAUACCCUAAACCCUAAAUUCAAUCUCGAAAAACCCUUUCACCUUUGCUGAACCCAUUGCAGACUCAAACAGAGAACCAGAAUGGGAAGAUCUCGAAGAAAAUACAAGCAAUCUCGAACAAAGGUACGUGUUGGUCUUCCAAAGAAGAACCCUAAACUUCACAAACCCGCUUUCACCAUUCCUCCAAAACUCUUACAAUCCCUUACGGAGGAUCCUAAUUGGGACGACCAAGGCACCGUCACUAAAAACUAUUCCUCAUUCGGCGUCGUCUCAGACCCUAACUCCCUCACUGAUUCACUUCAAGCUCCGUCUGUUUCCGAUGACCUCAAUGAUCCCGGAAGCGAUCUCGAAGAAGACGAUUUGAAAUCGGCAUUGGGAAAGAGGCGUAGAGAUGGUAAAUGUUCGCUUCCUCAACCUUUGACUUCAAUUCAACGUCUUCAUAUUAGUCGGCUAGUGGAGAAAUAUGGAGCUGAUUUUCAGAGGAUGAUGAUGGAUAUAAAGCUAAAUCCUAUGCAGCAUUCGGUUGCAACGUUAGAGAAAUUGUGUAUGAGCUAUUACAUACAUAAAGAUAAGAAUCCGCUCAUUGUUGGCAAAUGAAAUGUGUUGCCUAUGAGCAAGUGCGGUGCUAUCCUAGAUUACAAAUUUGGUGCGGUUGUGCGUUGUAAUGGUUGAUCUAUGGCUAGCUUUCUCUUGUUAUUUGGGUUCAUAUGGAUAAAAUUUUGUUGCGAUGAGUUGUGUUUUAACACAUCGGAUGUUACUCAUGUAAUAUGAAUGUCAUUAUAAAAUUUGUUGUUGCUUUUGAA
Molecule: messenger RNA, 847 nt
Organism: Trifolium pratense (red clover)
Lineage: Eukaryota; Viridiplantae; Streptophyta; Magnoliopsida; Fabales; Fabaceae
Exons: 3
Coding region: 126-641 (171 amino acids)
Biological process (GO): ribosomal large subunit biogenesis
Cellular component (GO): nucleolus
Source: RefSeq, a predicted model, not a curated record